CGAUGCGAAUACAUCAGUCUCCAAACUGAGGACCCUGGGCUUCCUUUCAGUCAAAGGCAUGGUUCUACCUACCUCUUCUAGCUCUGUCGGCAUGUUAAAGGGUUCUUAACUUCAAAUUGAGGGAAGAGGUAAAAGAGGCGACAAUUUGCACACGCUGAUAUCAAUGUAAUAUGUGCUUUCUCUUCCUUUUCUUCGUCUUCUUUUCCCCGCCGGCUGGUGGGGGUCAACUAUUUCAGACUUCGGUACCGCCCACUCGAUUGGGUAGCCAUCCAGCCAUAGUAGGUUCCUCCUGUUCAAUCUGGCUUGAAAUACUACAUUUAUGUGAAGUUCCUAUGUAUAAGUAUCGAGACAGACUACUGGAUUUCAGUAAAGCAAACGCGCGGUGUUAGACACUGCUCGUGAUUGAGAGGAGGACCUUCUAAUACUGG
Molecule: messenger RNA, 428 nt
Organism: Aspergillus neoniger CBS 115656
Lineage: Eukaryota; Fungi; Ascomycota; Eurotiomycetes; Eurotiales; Aspergillaceae
Exons: 1
Coding region: 171-389 (72 amino acids)
Source: RefSeq, a predicted model, not a curated record